Messenger RNA from Entamoeba invadens IP1, 303 nucleotides. RefSeq lists its product as hypothetical. The coding region runs from base 1 to 303 and encodes 100 amino acids. The record is from RefSeq and is a predicted model, not a curated record. The transcript has a single exon. NCBI's taxonomy places the organism in Eukaryota, Evosea, Mastigamoebida, Endamoebidae.
AUGACUGAAUUGGAGAAGAAGGAGUUGUACAUUCAAGUUUUAAAAGAAGAAUACGACAGCCGACUUCGCUUUUACAAAACACAAUUGGAUGCUGCUAAUGACAAAAUUCAACAUUUAGAACACCCCGUUGUAUUUAAAGACAUCAAACGUGAUUUGUUAGGCUCAAAAGCUUUUUGUGACCUUCUUGCAUUGAACGGGUUAAAGUUUGAAGAUGUUGAAAAUUACAAAUUGACCAAUGAAAGUGUCGAUUUGAAAGAACUUAGAGAACAACUGAAAGCCCGUGGGAUCACAUCAGAGAUAUAA